GGUUCCGGCGAGCAUUGGACGGCGUGCAGGGUUCAGUCGUUUUCAGAGCUCUCGUGCGAGCGGCCGUUGAGCUGGAAAACCAUCCCAGAGUGGUCGUUUUGAGUUAUCGCGUUCGCCACCGUUGUCCAAAACGAAGAGAAAACGUUCUCGAUCCUUGUUGGCGGGAAAGUGUUCCACGUGCGCCACGUGUACGUUGUGUAGGCGAGGAGUUUGAACGGUUGCAAUCGUUUGGAAGUAAAAGUGUAUAGUGUUUCUUUGAAUAGUGUCGGAGAUUCGGAAGUCAAGUUUAUACUUUCCAACGAAACGAAAUUCAAAGUCUCGCACAAAAAAAUCAUCGCAGCGAUCGUGAAGAAAAGGUUACAACAAGGCGUCAACAAACAAUAAACAUCCUGCGGCACUGCUUGGAUUGUUGACUUUCUCUCACGUUCGUACAUGCUCACGGGAAACGAGCAUCAAAAGCAAACGACCUGUCCCACCAGCCAGUCGGGGUGAAAUACAGUACGGCUAGGUGACGGAGACGACCAAGCAGGGGAAAAAAUAAGCCUCCCUUCUAACCAAUCCAACCGCAAAGGCUACCGCAAACCUUCCAAAAGAAAGGAAAGGGAAGAGAAAAGAACGACUCGGAGCACGAGACUUCCCACAGUGACAAUAUGCUCCUGGCGGUGACGAGUACGACCGAAAAACCUCAACGCAAGUAGACGCUACGAAAAGUUUUCGCCCUUCCUCCCAGCGACGCUAGGGAAAGGAGAAGGCCAAACGCGUGGGAACGAAAGUACGAAGGCGUUCGUGCAUAAGGUCGAGCUGUGGACGGUCUCAGCAGCGAGCAAAGAAAAAUAACGUUCUUUUUCUGCACAUUUGCACACAUACACACGGCGAAACGGGGUCAAAGGGCAAGUGAAAGCGUAGCGUAACCUUUUCCACCAAAGAUUGACCGAGAAGUUAAACGAAGCAUAACAAAGCGGGAAUUAAAUUUGAACAGCUUGUUCUUUAACGCAAGCAAGCAAAACAAAAAGACACAUACAGUGAAGUAAUACACAUACCCGGGUGAAGUGAAAAAUCCUCCGUACAGGACACACACAGGGAGACGACAGAUUCAUCACACAGAAUGAGGAUUAGGCGGAGCGUGAAUAUUAGCAACGGCAGUGUCUUUCAUCUGGCCCUCGUCACCAUGGCAGCGCUCGUGCGACAAGUUAUCACGGAGGACUGUGGACAGGAGGAGCUGGUACAGUGCACAAGACCGCUGCAGGUCCUAUCGGCCACAUCGGAGCUGUCCUUCGUUACCAAGAAGGAGGAGCUGGAUAAACUUUGCCCCGAUCUGCACAAAGGACUGCACUGCAUACGAAGCUACACCCGGCGCUGCAUGAAUAUUCAUCAACGAGACCACUUCAACAAACUCUACCACGGCACUAAUGAAGUGAUACACGAGCUCUGCGAGGAAGGCCCAUAUCAGGAAGACUUUCUUAGACAUGCACCGUGCAUGCGGCAUGUGAAAAAAGACUACGAGGUGUGUGCGAUCCACUACCAGAGCACCAUGGCGAAGAUAGGCCAGUCGGUGGCAACGACAACCACCACGACGGUAGCGUCGUCCAUCUACCCAACAAUGGCCACACAUCCGGCGGCCGUCAUGAGCAAUGGUGGUGGGCAGUACCACAACGGUGACAUGAGUCAGCAUCAGCAUCACCAUCACAGACAGCAGCAGCAGCAGCACGAACAUUUGGGCCGAAGCCAUCCAAACAGCACCAAGUCGGUGGAGGAUGCGGAGGAAGAACGGCUUAAAACGGUUUGCUGUGCCUUCCAGAAGUACAUGCAGUGCUCGGAGUUUACGGUGCGGCAUGCCUGCGGCGACGAGACGGCGCUGUUCACGCGCAAAUUCCUCGACAAGAUGUCCAACACGUUGAUGCGGAUGCACUGCGUCGAUUACACGCCGGAAAGUGGCAAAUGCCGGGAUUACUUCAGCUCAAGCGCAACCCCGACGGGUCUAACGCGGUGGAGUUCAUCAAACAUGGUCACACUCGCCAUUGUCACGGUGCUUGCGGUUGUGCACCACUGGCUGGGAACGUUUAUUUAAUCGCCACCCAUAUUGACGCCGAUCGGUGCACGAUCGCACCCGGUACGAUCUCGAUGACAGCGACGGGGAAUCAGCGAAAGCAAGGAUGCAUCUCCAUUGGCUGCAGGUAAAUGACCAUAGAAGCGCUGUAAAUUGAGUGGAAAGUAAUGUUUAAUGGGUGAUUGAAAUGCAUAAAAAGGUGCAAAAAUCACAUCCAUACAAGCUGACAAAAGAGAACAGCUAAAGCUUUGUUACACGCGGAAGAAAGGCAAACACUCAAAUGCAAAAACGAAAAAAAGAAACAACAAAAAUUAGAUAAUGAAGCACAUACCAACACAAGGCUACACGCUGGAGUUAAAGUAAAACGAAAAAGAAGUAGACUGGACUCGUGCGAAGGGAAAGUAUAGGGAAAGCAACACGGUAUCCUCUUGUUUCUCUUUAUCUGAGGGUAAAUACAGCUGGCGCCGUGACCAGGAUGCAAACUCGUUUAUUUUUCCGUAAUUACCGAUGAUAGGCAGUACGGAUUGAUUAUUUCAUUUUUCAGUUUAGAGAAAUGUUUCACAACGUGUAAAAAAAGAUGAAAAACGAUUAAUGAAAGAAAGGAAGCAAAACCGACGGUCCUAUGAACUAUUGUUACUAUUGAUUAUUCCUUGUAAUAUUGCCUUCACAACAAUUACUAGAUGAAAAGGGAAGAAAAGAUCAUAAGCAACACAAGCGAAAGAAAAACUCUUACGGGCAAAGCUCAAAUGUUUAGUAAAAUAACU
Messenger RNA from Anopheles coluzzii, 2811 nucleotides. RefSeq lists its product as uncharacterized. The transcript is spliced from 7 exons. The record is from RefSeq and is a predicted model, not a curated record. NCBI's taxonomy places the organism in Eukaryota, Metazoa, Arthropoda, Insecta, Diptera, Culicidae. Bases 1106 to 2068 code for a protein of 320 amino acids.